CCCAAAAUGAAAUUCUGAAAACAUAACGUUUACUAGAUUUGUAAAAUGAGCUCUAAAGGUCAUUUCUUGACCGUUUCUGAAAUUGCAGAGGGUAGCAAACUUACAUCAGUCUUGACUGAAUUUCAAUUGCAGGUUUUGAGUUUAGAGGAACUUGCUGGUCGGAUUGCAGACAUUGAUAAACGGAGAGCAAGAGAAAUUCUUGAAAAUGCUGUUCAAAGAAUUAUUGAAUUGUUGACAGUUGAGAAACCAUUUGCUGUGAGUGAAAAAGCAAGUAUUGGACAGAUUGAUUCAACCGUAGAGUUGGCAAAUGAAAACACUGAGACAGACAGUCCAAUUAUUCUAGUCAAUGAACUGGAAACUAGUGAAUCAACUGCUUCAAACCAAGAAGACAUUGUGGCAUGGGAAGAACCUCUAACACAGGAUCAGGACAAAAUAGUAUCUGUUCACCCAGAACAGAACAGUGCCGCUAUCUCUGACGUAGCAUUCAGCACAACCCCAAACCUGAGAACUGCAAAACCGCAUGGCCUUGUCUUCACCAUGGUAACCAGAGGUUCCAAACAGCCUAAACAAAAGACAGGGAACCAAUCAGACGAAAACAUGGAACCAACUAUUCUUGGCCCAGUGAGGAAAAGGGGGCGUGGCAGACCUAAGGGAACAAUUCCGCCCCCUGUGGUCAAUGAUCAGGGACAGAAUGUGUAUCGAUGUGAAACAUGUAAGGCAGAGGUCAAGACAUACCAUGCUUUACUUGUACACAUGCGACGUCAUUCCGGACAGCGGCCAUUUACGUGUGAUAUUUGUGGGAAAGCAUUCACAACCAAGGGAAACAUGCAGGCCCACGUUGCAUGUGCUCACACAGAUGAGAAACCGUGGACGUGCCCAACGUGCGGGAAGGCUUUUAAGGAGAAAAAGAGUCUAAAGAUACAUGAGAGAAUUCACACUGGGGAAAAGCCAUACAGCUGCUCCGAGUGUCACCAGGCUUUCACCCAGCUGGGGGCUCUAAAGGAACACAUGCUGAUCCACGCCGGCCUCAAGCCCCACCUCUGUGACCUAUGUGGCCAGGAAUUCAGGUCUCGAACUAAUCUCAAUGAACACAAAAAGCGACAUCUCACUCAAAAACUACUUCAAUGUCGAUCUUGUGACAACACCUUUUAUAACAGAGCUUCCCUCCAGAGACAUGAAGCAAUGCACAUCAAGGCCGAAUACUCUUGUGACCUGUGCGGAGAUACAUUUACACAGCCUGAUGAUCUUCAUAACCACUUGUUAACUGUUCACACAACCGUAGCCCAACCCCUAGUGUGCGAAAACUGUAACUUUGUGUUCGAGGACCAAUCAGAAUGGGCAGAGCAUAGACAGUUGCACGAAAAUGACUCGGGGGCACUGGGAGGGACCCCGGUCCCGGUUGAGGGUGGGGAUACAGUGUACCUCACCUCGGGAGAGGGGCUGCUCACCUCUGGGGGUGGUGAUCAGGUCUUGCUUGUUGAGGAGGGGGUGGGGAUAGGAGGCGGGGGUUAUGAUGCCCUCCACUCAGUUCUGGUAUCAGCUGCCAUGAGUGCGGACACGCUGGGGGAAGGCGGUACACAGUUUGUUCAUGUGCUUUGUGUGGACCCAGAAACUGCACAAAUCUCUAACACUGAUCAGACACUUAUUUAAAACUAAACAAUUCUGGUGCAAAUUUGUACAUUUAUUUGGUCAAUACAGUUUGUCCAUAUAUUUUGAAAACUGCACAGAGCAAUAACACAGACCCUAAUAAAUUAUAAAACUUGUCAUAAAUAUUAUAUAUUGGCAAGCUAGUAUAAAAUUGUUGGUUAUUUAGACGAAGAUACUUCACAGAUCUUAAGAACAGACAUAUUUGACCCUAAAAUUUGUUUAAUCCUAGAAUAGGUCUUAGUUGUUAGUUUGAAACAAGAUAUUGCACAGAUCUCAAACACAGACUGGAUACUUAAUUCAUAACUUGCAAAGGGUGAAUUUCUCAAAAUAUCUUAAAUACAAAGGGUUUAAUCCUUCAAUGCAAUUAAGCUUGAAAAUCUUAUUAAAACCUGAAUUCACAGAUCGGAAUGAAAUUGACUGCGAAUAUAGUUUUUGUUAUUUUUCUAAAAAUGUGCAAUACUGCCAAUAGUGGGAGUAGACCUAAAUAAAUCGUGUAACUAGUAAU
Molecule: messenger RNA, 2152 nt
Organism: Mya arenaria
Lineage: Eukaryota; Metazoa; Mollusca; Bivalvia; Myida; Myidae
Product: zinc finger protein 2-like
Exons: 7
Coding region: 46-1650 (534 amino acids)
Biological process (GO): regulation of transcription by RNA polymerase II
Molecular function (GO): RNA polymerase II cis-regulatory region sequence-specific DNA binding; DNA-binding transcription factor activity
Source: RefSeq, a predicted model, not a curated record